Iphiclides podalirius (scarce swallowtail) is the source of this 2397-nucleotide messenger RNA. NCBI's taxonomy places the organism in Eukaryota, Metazoa, Arthropoda, Insecta, Lepidoptera, Papilionidae. The record is from the annotation of a GenBank genome assembly.
AUGUCGUUAUCUCUCUUAUUAGAAAAAUACGAUGUAUCCACUGAAGAAGGUCUACAGAAGGCUCUAAAGGAAAUAGAGAAAGAAGAGUCGGAAGUCGAUAAUGCCCUGGCCAGUGCCCUUUCUCGGUCAUGUACACUGGAAGGGAAGCUACGAACUACUAGCCAAGCGUACACUAAGCUUGGAGAAGUAAAAAGGGAUGCAGAAGAAGCUGCAAACAUGGUAGAGAAGACUGCAUUACUUGCUCAGGAUGUCAGUGCUAAAGUUCGGCAGCUGGAUUUGGCAAGAUCAAGAGUUGCAGAAUGCCAGCGAAGAGUUCAUGACCUAAUUGAUCUUCAAUUGUGCAGUGCUGGUGUGGAGGCAGCUAUCAAAGCACAUGACUAUGAAACUGGCGCGCGACACGUGGCGCGGUUCCUGAGCAUGGAGCCGGGCUCGGUGGCGGCGGCCAGGGCGCGCGGAGCCGCCGACCCGCGCGACCACAUGGCGCGGGCGGCGCGCACGCUAAGCGACCACCUCGUGCGCAAAUUCGAGGAGGCGGCUCGGAAAGAAGACGACGUUGCGGUGGAGCGUCUCUUCAAGCUGUUUCCGCAGAUAGGACGGGCAGAGGAGGGCGUAGAUCUACUAGCCCAAUACCUAACCACUCAGAUGGAAUCGAAGAUCCGCAAGGCGAGCGGCGUGGAGGAGGCGGCCGGGGCGGGGGCGGGGGCGGGGGCGCCGCUGGCGGACGCGCUCACCCGCGUGCUGGAGGCGGGCGCGGCGGCCGUGCAGCGCGCCCGCGCCCUCCUCGCCCAAGCACAGCCCCACGCCCACGCCCAGCCCCAAUCCUGCGCCCAGCCCGCCGCCCACGCCCACAACCUGCUCCCACGCGCCCUGCGCCACCUGCAGCCCGCGGUGUGUGAUGGGGCGCGGCGCGUGUGGACGCGGCUGGAGCGUUCGCGCCGCCCCCUCCCGCCGGCCGCCGCCGCCGGCGCGCCCCCUCCGGCGGGCGCCUCGCCCCUCGCCGUGGAGCCGCCGCUCGCCGACCUGGCGCUGGCCCACUCGCGCCUGCACCUCUACUUCACAUUCCUGCGUAGGAACAUCGAGUCGGAUACUGCUACAUUACCAGAGGCCGAGAGGACUGCUUGCAUUGCGGAGGUGGAAAAGAUCAUAGCCGAGAGCGAUCUAAUGCGUACUGCCCAGGACAUCCUAAGCCAUUACCUGGAGUUGGAAAGGUAUUUCUUGGAGGAGAGCGUGAACAAAGCUUUGAGGCUGUCCAAUGCGCAGACAGAUGGCCCUUCCAGCUUUGUGGACGACGUCUUCUUCCUCGCGAGGAAAGUCAUUCGGCGCAGCAUCUCGGCGGGCAGCGUGGACGGCGCGUGCGCGGUGCUGAACGAGGCGGCGGCCGUGCUGGAGCGCGCGGCGGCGGGCUGGCUGCGCAGGCGCCUGGCCUCGCCGCCGCCGGAGCCGCUGCCGCUGCCGCCGCCCGCCCCCGCGCCCGCCCACGCCGCCGCCGCCGCCGCCCCCGCCGCGCCGGACCUCGACGCCCAGCGCGCCCUCUACUUGGAGCACCUGAACACGGCGGAGUCGGGCGCGGAGUGGUCGGAGCGGCUGGCGGCCGAGGCGGUGGCGCUGUGCGAGCCCUUGUGCUCUGCGGGGGCGGAGCUGGCCAAGCUGCGCUCGUGCGCGGCGGGGCUGGGCGGCGCGGCGGCCGCCUUCCGCCACGCGCGCCACCUGGCGCUGGCCGCGCUCGGCGCCGCGCUGCAGCCGCGCCUCGACGCGUGGGCCGCGCGCCUCGCGGAGCCCCUGCCGCCCGACGACGAGGCGGAGGAGGACGCGAGCGCGCUGCCCGCAGCGCUGGACGCGCUGAGCGAGGCGGCGCGCGCGCGCAUACCCAACGCGGCCGACGAGCUGCUCGCCAAAGUGGUGGCCGAGAUUACGGCGCGCGCGGAGCGGGCGGUGCUGCGCCACCACUACGACCGGGUGAGAUUCGGCGCGAACGGGCGGCUCCGUCCGGGGAAGUACCCGGAAGUACUUCCCAAGUACUACACAAGUCCGGGGAAGUACUUCGCGGAAGGUCGACGUGCGUUCCGUCUGCUGAGCGCGGUGGCCGGGGCCCGCUCCAUUGAAAGUUGGUGUAGCUUCUGCUACCGUGUUAUUGUGUUGCGAACUCAAGCGCAGGAGGGCGCGCUGGGCGUGGAGCGGCGCGCGCGGCGGCUGGCGGCGUGGGCGGGCGGCGGCGCGGCCGGCGCCAGGGACAAGUGCGCGCGCCUCACGCAGCUGGCGGCGCUGCUGGCGCUCGAGCGGCCGCACCACGCGCCCGACGCGCUGCGCCCCCAGGCUCGCCUCGCGCCCGCCCUGCUGCGCGACGUGCUCGCGCGCAGAACGGACUUCAAGAUGGAAGAAAUAAAACGUCUAAAGCUU